Messenger RNA from Anopheles bellator, 1535 nucleotides. It is a transcript of the gene emc, whose product is annotated as protein extra-macrochaetae. Gene Ontology annotation, biological process: circadian regulation of gene expression; cell differentiation; negative regulation of transcription by RNA polymerase II. Bases 157 to 594 code for a protein of 145 amino acids. NCBI's taxonomy places the organism in Eukaryota, Metazoa, Arthropoda, Insecta, Diptera, Culicidae. The transcript is spliced from 2 exons. Gene Ontology annotation, cellular component: nucleus; cytoplasm. Gene Ontology annotation, molecular function: protein dimerization activity; transcription regulator activity. The record is from RefSeq and is a predicted model, not a curated record.
AAAAGUGCUCGCGAAAGAUAGUGACCCCGGUUGUGCGUUCUUUGUGAGGACGAGCCACCACCACUCGUACCCGUUUCGUGUGUGCAGUUUAAAAAGGUGUAAAACGAGCGUCUCUGGGUCGUGUUUGCUCCGAAAAGCCCAAAAAACAAAGGUACAAUGAAAGCCAUCACUGCCGUUUGUGCUACGGGAGCCUCUGUUCCGGCCAUUGCGUCCGGGCGGGUCCGGCACCGCCACCGAGAGGUGGAGAACGGACCGGAAAUCCAAAUGUACCUGUCGAAGCUGAAGGACCUGGUCCCGUUCAUGGCGAAGGACCGCAAAAUGUCCAAGCUGGAGGUGAUACAAAACGUUAUCGACUAUAUCUGCGAGCUGCAGAACACUCUGGCGCAUGCCGAUGCCUCGAUGGAUGCAUCUGCGCCGGUCGAACCCUUGAGGCAGCCCUUGGGGGUUCGUCCUCCCGCGCCCAACACCAUCCUGGCAACCAGCGGCAUCACCACCACCACCGGCAGCAACGUGGCCACCUCCACGACAAAUUCCAGCUCUUCUGCCGCCAGCGAAACGACGGUGAUGAACGACAAAGAGAUGCCCUCGUGCUAGGAGGAGCGCGGUAAAAGGUGAACCGUCGCGUUUCGUCAUGCUAUAUGGCGGGGUCACUCCACGCGUCCCGACUGUAGCGGUGCAAUAAAGCCCCCUUCCGAUCCCCGUCCGGUGUGGGAGAAGAACCUCAGCGAAGAUGAAGCAGAAGCGGUAGAGAAGGUUCGCUUGGUCCACUUCCUUCUCCGUGGCCUCGCUCGGAUUGGGGCCCGUGGGCUUCGAAGGGGUUCCAAGCGUGAAGCGUGGGGGAGGAGGACACGGGAACACAGGGACGGAAGCCGCUUUUGUGUGUGAUGGACGGUCCCCCAGUGGGGGACGACGUUGGUCGGCGGGUCGAAUGUAGAGCGAAAAAGGCCAGAGAGAAACACGCGCGCGCACUACUAUAAUGAUGCAAAAGGUAACUUUUAAUUUUAAUUCCAUUUAAUGUUCUGUGAUCCGUAGGAAUAUGUGUGUGUGUGUGUGGUUUGAUGAUAACACAAGGUAAACGAUUAUGAAGCGAGUAAAAGAUACACUCAUACUCAAAAGAGAGCCGAGGCAAGGAGCUUAGGGUCACACGUGACACGGAAAUGGCGCUGAAUCUGUGUAGGGUUUUCUUUUACUUUUGCUUACUACUCACUGACCGCACGGGUAUACAUACCGAUCGGGGCAUGUAUAGUGCGUGCGGGUGUGUGCAACUCAUGUGUAUAGGAAAUAAGAGACUUUCAGAGAGAGAGAGAGAGAGAAAGGGUUGAAGAUGUAAUAGGCCACCCGUAAUGGCAUCAUUUCUCGACGCAGCGCAACCCCUUGCUUAAGUUGCGUACUGACACCGUUGAACUUCGCAUUAAGUAAUCCUUCCGUAAGCGCGUGUCCCGCGACACCGCCGAUAAUGAUGAGGGGCACGAAAGAAGUAAAUUAUUAUGAAUAUAUAAAUUGUUUGUAGUACAAGAAAUGUCGAUGGUAAAUAU